CUUGACUGUAUUAACUGUUCGGUGAUAAGAUAAUUUGAUGUCACUCAUAUCACAGCUGAUAUACAACAAGUGAUAAAUUUUGUAUUUUUUAUUUUUAUUUUCAAUUUUUUUUUUUUAAGUGCUGUGCUCAAAAGGAAUUCUAGCAUCACAAUAUUAGUUAAGGUUUUCAAACUCGAUAAUAUGUCGAAACCCAAGAUACUAGUGUCUCACAACAAUUUUCCACAAGCAAUCUUAGAACAACUGAUGAAAGUGUUCGACGUUCAAAUAAUCGACAAGCCCAUGAUCAAAACCACUAAACAAGAUCUUGUAGAUAACAUUUUCGGGAAGUUUGCAUUGCUUGGAUCCAGAGUUCCUACUAUAGAUGAACAAGUAAUCGAAGCAGCAGGUCCUAGUCUCAAAGUUAUUAGUACAACCUCUAUGGGUUACGAGCACAUCGACACAAAUGCUCUGAAGAAACGAGGAAUUAUAUUAUGCAACACUGUACAUGCUACUACAGAUAGAGUCGCAGAACUCACUGUUGGUCUAUUAAUUGCUACAGCAAGAAAUUUCCUCGAUGCAAACCAACAGAUGAAAUUAGGUAAAUUUCCAACAUCGGUUGGUAUGGGCUUGACGAAUUCCGUAGUCGGCAUAAUUGGCUGCGGAAACAUUGGCAUUGCGGUGGCAAAAAUGUUGAGAGGGUUUAAAUUGAAUGAAUUACUGUACACAAGCCGUAAACCAAAGCCCGAGAUGGAAUGUCUUGGAGGACAAUUGGUGUCGACCGACUAUUUAGUUGGACGCAGUGAUUACAUUAUUUUGGCUACAGUUUUGGUGCCCGAAACCACUUAUAUCAUAAAUAAGGAUCGACUGGCACUCAUGAAACCGAACGCUGUGAUAAUUAAUGUAGGCCGUGGCAAAUUAAUUAAUCAAGAUGAUUUGGUCGAGGCUUUACAAACCAAACGUAUUCGUGGAGCCGGAUUAGAUGUAAUGACUCCAGAACCUCUUCCACUGGACCAUCCUUUAAUGACAAUGGACAACGUUGUUCUUCUACCUCAUAUUGCUGGAGGAAACACUAUUGAAGCUCCUAUGGAAAAAUCCCAGCUGGCUAUUGAUAAUAUUUUCGCAGUAUUCAAUAACCAACCAAUACCUUGUGAAGUAAAAUUAUGAUAAUAUUUUUUUCUCAAUUUAAUUGUUCAAAGAAAAUACAAUAAGCAUAGGUACUUAUAUAAUAUGCAUAAUAUAAAAAUAAAUAAUGUACAAAUAAAUAAAAUAAA
This is a messenger RNA of Aphis gossypii (cotton aphid), 1250 nucleotides long. Its product is annotated as glyoxylate reductase/hydroxypyruvate reductase-like. Gene Ontology annotation, molecular function: hydroxypyruvate reductase (NADH) activity; NAD binding; hydroxypyruvate reductase [NAD(P)H] activity. NCBI's taxonomy places the organism in Eukaryota, Metazoa, Arthropoda, Insecta, Hemiptera, Aphididae. The transcript is spliced from 8 exons. Bases 181 to 1143 code for a protein of 320 amino acids. The record is from RefSeq and is a predicted model, not a curated record. Gene Ontology annotation, cellular component: cytosol.